Molecule: messenger RNA, 729 nt
Organism: Chroicocephalus ridibundus (black-headed gull)
Lineage: Eukaryota; Metazoa; Chordata; Aves; Charadriiformes; Laridae
Gene: JTB
Product: jumping translocation breakpoint
Exons: 5
Coding region: 57-497 (146 amino acids)
Biological process (GO): mitotic cytokinesis
Cellular component (GO): cytoplasm; membrane; spindle
Source: RefSeq, a predicted model, not a curated record
GGCCGCGGCGGCGGCGCUGGAGAGGGUGGGCCCGGCCCGGUAGUUCCACUGCGCCGAUGGGGUCCCGCGGCCCCGCCGUGUCGCGCUGCUGCGCCCUCUACGCCGUCCUGGGGGCCCUGGUCUGCGGCCUGCGGCCGGCGGCGGCGAUGGCGGCGAGCGACGAGAGGCGCUCGGCGAGCCCGGUGGCGACCACGCCGUGCUGGCAGGUAGAGGACUUCGUGGUGGCGCAAGAGUGUGCCCGCUGCUCCAGUUUCGAGGUGAAAACGUUACCAGAGUGUGUCCCCACGGGCUUCAUUGAGAAGAUCAGCUGUCCCACCUCUAAGAGGGAGGAGGUCAAAAGCUGUCGCUCCGCAGUGAUGGAAGCGCACGUUUUCUGGAGGUUCGUGGGCACCAUGAUGUGUGUUGCUGCCGUCUUUGCGGUGCUGGUGGUGUGUCGCCAGCGCGUGCUGGACAGGAAGGCCCUGGAGAAAGUCCGCAAGCAGAUCGAGUCCAUUUAGUGGAGCCUGGCUGCCCUGGAGCGAUGGAUUCUGCUCGACCCCUGCUCCCAGCCAUGUGGGAGGAGGAACGGGGUGCCUGGGGCAGGCCCUUCCCUGCUCCGUGCUCACAGAAUCCUGAUGGGAGCUGCCCUCGGAUGCCACCGGGACAUUCCAUGGGGGUGGCUGAGGGGUGCCCUGCCCGCACGGGGGACCCCCAGGGAGCGUGGUGUGUAAUAAAUCCUGAUCGUUGUCA